This is a messenger RNA of Carlito syrichta (Philippine tarsier), 5677 nucleotides long. RefSeq names its product MAX dimerization protein 1 (gene MXD1). Gene Ontology annotation, molecular function: protein dimerization activity; RNA polymerase II cis-regulatory region sequence-specific DNA binding; DNA-binding transcription factor activity, RNA polymerase II-specific. The transcript is spliced from 6 exons. Bases 446 to 1111 code for a protein of 221 amino acids. The record is from RefSeq and is a predicted model, not a curated record. NCBI's taxonomy places the organism in Eukaryota, Metazoa, Chordata, Mammalia, Primates, Tarsiidae. Gene Ontology annotation, biological process: negative regulation of transcription by RNA polymerase II.
UGCGAAUCCUGUCGCCAAUUGGAAAGAGGGGGUGGAGCCCGGGCCUUGUCAAGCGUGGCCAACCAGCGAGAGGAGCGGACUUUGGGGGGCGGAGCCGCGAGGCCCUCUCCCAAUCGCACAAGGCCAGGGGCGGGGCGUUCUUGGGGGGCCCAAUGAGGAACGCCGCCGAAGCGGGCCUGUCAAGAGCAGGGGCUGGGGGCGGGGGGAUGGUGAGUCGGGGAUAAACACUCCGCGGCGGUGGCGGCUGCAGCUCUGCUCCGGGUUCUGUCACGGUGUCGGCGGUGCCCAGCUCCCGGGCCCUCUCCCCCUCCCGGCGAGCGUGGUCGCCAGAGAGGCUCCCUCACUCCUGCUCCGCGGGGUCCGCAGCGGGGCGCGGGUGUCUGACGGCGGCAGCGAGCCCGUGGGCAGUGGGGGUUGGUCCCGCGGCUCCGGCCCCCGGUGCAGAAUGGCGACGGCGGUUCGGAUGAACAUCCAGAUGCUGCUGGAGGCAGCCGACUAUCUGGAGCGGCGGGAGAGAGAAGCUGAACAUGGUUAUGCCUCCAUGUUACCAUACAAUAACAAGGACAGAGAUGCCUUAAAACGGAGGAACAAAUCCAAGAAGAAUAACAGCAGUAGCAGAUCAACUCACAAUGAAAUGGAGAAGAAUAGACGGGCUCAUCUUCGCUUGUGCCUGGAGAAGUUGAAGGGGCUGGUGCCGCUUGGGCCCGAAUCAAGUCGACACACUACGCUGAGUUUGUUAACAAAAGCCAAAUUGCACAUAAAGAAACUCGAAGAUUGUGACAGAAAAGCCAUUCACCAAAUAGACCAGCUUCAGCGGGAGCAGCGGCACCUGAAGAGGCAGCUGGAGAAGCUGGGCAUCGAGAGGAUCCGGAUGGACAGCAUCGGCUCCACGGUCUCCUCAGAGCGCUCCGACUCGGACAGGGAAGAGAUCGACGUGGACGUGGAGAGCACAGACUACCUCACGGCGGACCUGGACUGGAGCAGCAGCGGCGUGAGCGACUCCGAUGAGCGGGGCAGCAUGCAGAGCCUCGGCAGCGACGAGGGCUACUCCAGCGCCAGCAUCAAGAGGAUAAAGCUCCAGGACAGCCACCAGACGUGUCUCAGUCUCUAAGAGCGGGCUGCGGCUGCCUCUGCGAAGGCUCUCCCCGUCGGAUCGGAUUAGGUAGCGUAUGGACCUGCCCACGACUCCCUUGCACGUCGACUCCCUGUACCACCUUUUCCAGAUCAGCUUUGUAACGUUUCAAGGAAGUGCUUAGGACUGUGGGUUUCUGAUUGCAUCCACUAGCGUCUCUUUCUCUCCACAAAAAUCUGUCUCCGAGAGAUUAUGCAUUCCAAUCGAUUCGAAGCACCCAGGAAUCCUUUUGCCGAAUACGCAAGUGUCCCCUCUCAGCGGUGUCCCUCUUUGCUGCCCUCACGUCCUCCACCAGACCUUUCUCACAGCUUUCUGGCUUACUGUGCUACUCGCCCAGGAGGAAUGCCCCAGUGUGUCCUGUGCUUAGGAAAUAGAAGGAAGCAAACUUUUCCAGUCGAGAUCCCGAUCUCAGAACUCCAAAGUAAGCUUUGAAAGCGGCACUUAAGAGCACUUAACUGUGGACCUCACCCCCUGUGAGGAAGUCAGGAAUACCUCUGGGAAGCACACCAUUCACACGCGGCCCGUGCGCAUUCCCCCGACGCGUCGUGUGUGGACGGGGGCAGUAUUUCUCACUUUAAAAUGGACACCUUGAUAGCGUGUCUUUGGGCUUGCACAGCUUAUAAAAGUUCCAAACUGUUUCUUCUCACACACAAAACAGUACAACCUGUUUUUGUAUGAUGCUGUUGGGACCCUGCUGUGUACUGCUAUCUCAAGGCACAUUUUCCCCUAAAGUUGGUUAAUGCUACUUGUCUCUGGAACAUUUUUUUUUCCUACCUCAGAGAUAAAUGAGAUCUCCAUAUCCCACUUAACACAAAGUGAUUAUGCCUCUUUUUUUUUCCCCAAAUAAGUGACAUUUGGUCCAAUUCUAAUCUAUUUUCCUAUUUAACUUUCAGCAAUAACUGAGCUUUGUCACUAGCUGCGCUGGUGGCCAUCAUCAGUGAGAGGAAAAGUCCACAUUUCUGCUCUGUUGCAGGUGAACAGGAGGGGAUGGUACAGUGGUACCAGAAUUCCUCUCCUUACUGAUUAUUUUUGGACACACUCGGAAACUUCUUUCUGGAGGCUUCUGGGUUGAUUGCUUAAAAGGCUGAUUUUUCUUUUUGGUUAUGAUUUCUCCCUUUCAAGUGGGCUCCCACUUCGUAGCAUUUUUAUUUAAGCUAAAACAGAGCACAUGUAUAUGUACAUACGACACAUGAAAUCUAUAAAUACUAUUUAUUCAUUUUAUAUAAACUAAUGUAAUGGAAAAUAAAUUCUUAUGACUUUGUGCUUUUAUAGAUGUUCUAGAAACUUUGUACGUAGGUAUCUACAAAAUUGGUUCAUUCCCCGUAAUAUUUUUGCAUACAUAUUUUUUGAGGUCUUGAGGUUUUCAGCCUCUGGCGAAUCUUUUUCAUUAAAUUUGAACCAUUUGUAAAAUCUGUGAUGCUGAAGCAGAGCGUGUCACCAAGUGAUGAGAACAUUCCUAAAAUCCACAGACGCACUGCGACCUAAGGGCUCAACGGCUGACUUGGCAGCGGGCAGCCACCCCGUGCUCCCCUGCGGGGGCCUGUGGUCCCUAGCGCCCCACAGCCGCUCAGGUCACCGGCGCUUGCACCUUGCACGCAGCUCAAGUCAAAUUCAAAGGACUCUACACAGAAGCUCAUUCCAUACGUGGAGAGUGAGCUAAACAAAACAAGAUUUCUUCUGUGGUUUUUAAAAAAUGAUUCUUUAAUUUAUUAAAAAAUGUUUUCAUUGGAAGUAGUGGAUUCCUAAAUUAUUCCAAAGUCAUCUGUAAUUCUUCUGUUUUUGUUUUGUUCUGUUUUUUUUUUCCUUCAUUUCAGCUUUGGGUUGGGGGAGGGGCAGGUGACACACAGGAUUUUUUUUAAUUGUUGGAAUCUUUUCCAAUAACCAGCUGAAGAUUUGCACUGAAAUACAACUUGUAUGCCUUUUGCAUCUUUAAAGCCUGCUUCCUGAAUUUAAGCAGAGUGAUAGUGUUCAAAGAGCCAGCGCAGCCUGUAACAUGUUUGAAAAAGAUUUAUCUGCACUUUGAGGUCCCUUUUGAAUGCCAUUCACUAGACCUCUCAAGUGUUUUGUUUCAUUGCUACAUCCAAGCGCCUCACAAGUCCACGAUGCUGAUGGCAUCAGAAACUCAAGACUUUGGAAAAAGCUUGUGGGCUUGCCUUGGGGGAGGGAAGGGAACAAAAUCUGUGUACUUUGUUUAAUUUAGAAAUAAGGCAUCUGGGAGAUGCCAUUAUUUUCUGUGUUUUAAUUGUUGUGCCUUUGAGUUAAACUGCAUUUUUGUCUUUUGGUUGAAAUAUGAAAUGUAUUGUCCCAAUAUAAAGCAGUAAUUAUUUGACCUUUGCACUGUUUGUCUGGUCCUUUUCAAUUUGGUUGCAUAGAAAUGUGAACUUGAUAGAGCUCUAUAUUUUUAAUACACUUGUGAUAAACUGACACCAGGGUUAGACAUUACUUUCAAAGCUUGAGGUGAACCGAGUCGGCAUGCUAGACAGGCUUCUCCUCACCAAAACUGUAAGCUUCAGGACCAGCAAACUCAGCCCAAGGCAGCUAAUCCCUUCCCCUGUGGCUGAUCCUCAGCCCCGUUCACCAAUCUGUCCUCUCUCAUUCACUGAUCCACCAGCCUGACUACUAAGAGCUAGCCGUCUUUUUGGUUGUUUUGUCUUUUGAAGUAAAAUGAAAACCUUUCUAUUAGGGUUGUCGGGGGGCGGGGAGGGGCAGAGAUAUAAACCCCAGCCUUUAAGACUUUGACAAUUGUACGUAACUAUAGAUGUGUAUAAAUAUAGGCACAUGCAUAUUUUUAUGUGAAAGUUGACUUUAAAAAAUGAAGAAGAAAUCUAAACAGCACUCUUAUUGAUACCAUCAGUAUGCAAGUAAGAAAAUAAGAGUACAUAGUCCAGUUUAAUUUCGUGCAGUGAGAAAAUAUCUAUGUGUGCUUCUGCAACAUCCCUGAGAACAUAGCUCUCCACCCCUUGCUGGCUCUGAAUGGUGAGCUGAGCACCCAGAGCAUUUAUAUUUCUUUUGCUAAGCAGAGAUCUUGAAUUCUCCAAGGUGCUGACAGCCACUGCUGGCUCCUUUCUCUAGGCAUAGACCUAGAGCUAGUUUAGAGAUUCAAAGACCACCACAUUUCUGAGCAGGACCUAGAUUCUCCCUGUCAAGCCAGGACCAAGAGAAUUUCAGUGUUGAUUCAGAGUUGAGCAUUAAGUAGGCUCUGAUCCUGCAGUUGGCCACUUGAGUAGUUGUUGUUGUUUUUUUAAGGUGGGCAUUUUCCUUUAACCUCUACUUUUCAAAAGUAACAAAGGAUUCUCAUCUGGGUGUCCUGUGGCCUCUCCCCCCUUCCCUCUCCCCAUCCUAAAGGGGCCAAGAGCAUCAAAUCCUGGGUUGUGCAAAGAAAGUGUAAACUAGGUAGGAUUGUGAUGCUCAAAAUAACCACUGAGCAACAUAUUGGGACUUGGUCAUGGAUUUUGUGGGCUUUUUCUUCUUGCCUCUUCUCCAUCCUUUAAAGAGAGAGCUUCUAUUGGAGAAGUGUAUGCGUACACACACACAUAUACACACAUGUAUUUUUUAAGUUUCUAUGCCAUACUGUAUUGGCAAGAAUACCAUUUUCAUUGUGCUUUUUCAUCUGUUUAUUCCCCCAAGUCUUAGUCUUUUCUGUUUCUUCAUGUUUCCUCAAAUUUCUUUGUUUUCCCUGUGUGUUGAACACCAGGUAAUAGAAGACUAGAGACAAUGUCCUGCAUGUCACUUAUUUUUCUAUGUCUGACUCUGAUGCGGCGUGUAUAGGUAGCUGGCUACUCCUGAGUUAAAAAUCUUUCCCUGGGAGAAGACAACCCAAAGGCUCUUUAAAUCAGGUGGUUUUCCCCAUUCUACACGAUCAGAUCUCUGUCGACCAUAUAGGAUGUUGUGUUUUCAAAGAUGCUGUGUUAGGGGGUGGGGGCAGUAUGUGAUAAAUCAUGGUUUUUUUUAUCAUCAGUGUUUACUACAUGGAUGGUUUUCUCACAUAUUCUUCUGAAAGAAGAAGUCAUUGAUAGGCACUGCUAGAUUCAGCUGUUGUUUGGCUGAAGAAAUGGAGUAUCUUUGUCUUUUCUCCAGAUCAUAAAAUGAGGGUUAAAAAGGCACCUGGUUCUAAGGUUGAUUCAGAUUUUUAAUUUUGAUUUCUUGUUCUAUCGGGGGGGUUGGGUCGAGGGGGCAUUCUUCGUGGUAGCUCUCACCUGACAACCAGACUUGCCUUUCCCCCUUGACCCUAGAAUUGGUGCUCUUGGAACCCCACGAUUAGCCGUCAGGUUUGGGGCCCUCUUCCUAAUGCUGACCACAGCCUAGACAGAGGAGCAGCAGAUGAAAGAGUGUGAAACUCAGUUUCCAGACAUUUAUUUCUUUGUGUAAAUAUGAUGCCAAUGUAAGUCCUGUGUCAAGACCAUAGAGGAUGGUGCUUUUUACUACAGUUAGUACAUGCAUUUUUAGAAACUACUCCAUGUUUUAGAGAAUCUUUGCUGUGUAUAUGUAAACUUCUGUAUUGUUCAUCCGUUAACAAAUAAAUUAUUUCAUUAUUUAAGAAUGUCA